CAUUAGCACUAAUUAGAUAAUAUGCACUAUUUAAAUUUUGACUAACUCUUUUUGGUAAUAAUUUAUUAUAGUUAUGUUAAAAUAUUUCGAACUUUGAUAAAACGCAAACGUAUGGGAAUAGCUGUGGUUAACAUACAAUAAAUUGUGUCAAAAUAUUAGCAAUAAUGUUAAUAUCCAGAGAAGAAAGUGAGGACUGCGUUUGUGUGAAAAGACGAUUUUCACUUUGGUCUUAACGCAAUGCAAUACAGCAAACAAACAAUUGUUUUUUUUUAUACUACGUCGAUGGCAAACAAGCGUACGGCCCGCCUGAUAGUAAGCAGUCUCCGUAACCUAUGUACGCCUGCAACUCCAGAGAAGUUUCAUGCGCGUUGCCGACCCUAAUAACACUCCGCAGCUCUGGCAACCUUACUCACCGGCAGGAACACAACACUAUGAGAAGCGUCUAGUGUUAUUUGGCUGCGGUUUUCUGUAAGGUGGAGGUACUUCCCCAGUUGGGCUCUGCUCUAGAUCUGGAAUGACAUCCGCUGUGCUGUGCCCUACCACACAAAGCGAGAUGACAUUCACAAUGCCCAUACCUCUCUUAUAAUGUGUCUCUUUCAAUACUUUUAUUGUGUUAUUGAUAACAUGAUGAGUCACUGUAUAGUUAUUAUUUAAAUAAUUUAUUACAAUAAAGAUCCUACAAUCUUGCAUAGCAAUUUGACACAUAUAUAAUGUUAUUAGAUUCAUAAUUCUCUAAACAUUAGCUUAGCGUUGUGGGCACAUUAUAAAAUGUACGUAGAUACUUUAUUUUCCUUAAAGCGUACUUUACAAACAAUAUCCUUCAGUAUUUUCCUUAUAUUUGUGUAGUGAGAACGUGUUAAAUAACUCAAAUAUGGAGGAUUUAAUUGAUUUUACUGACUACGACACAAAAUUGAAACCGGAGCCAAACUGUAACCAAGAAGUAAUAAAACAUACUCAAACGCCAAUGGAUGAUUAUCAGUUGGACGACUACUACAGAAACGCGAUGCUACUAUUCUGCAACAGCGCCACUCGUACCGGAAAAGAUCUUGCCGGAACCUUCCAGAAAUACCGAUUCAUAGUCGACAAGUAUGAGGACUUGUCUAGUAGUGAAAUCGAAGCGAAGUGCAAGAGCUUUUUUUCCCGCAACUUUUCCGAGUACGGCGCAGUAGCGGUAGUGGUGAUAGAGCCAGAAGUAAUUCAAGAUAUCUUGCCAGACGAACGCUACGUAUGCACGGGCACGCUAGAAACACCAAUUGGACCAGGAAUGUUGCAAGCUACCGACAAAUCGUACCAUGAGAGUAUCAUCUUGAAGUACUUUACUACUAAUGUCCCGCAGACGCUCAGGGGCAAACCUAAGAUUUACAUUACUAAGACCAGGAGUAUAACACAACGAAUAGCAAUCCACAACUAUGAAGACAUAUUGGCUUUGCAUUUCCCAUUUGAGAAAAGAUAUUACAAAGAUAUUUUCAUCAGCGAACUAUGCAACAACAUCGAAGAAUCGGGAGAAAAUGAGGAUUUGCUAGAAAUAAUCAAAGACACAAUUUACGAGACGAGAGAAGUUGAAGAAACCGACACUUUACAAAAAAUCGAAUCUAUAUACGAUUUCUUGGGCCAAGAAUAUGUGGAUUCUUUUGUGAAACCGUUCUUCACCGGAACGCCAAGCAGUUACUCAAAUAAUUUAGGAAAAAACGAGUUAACGGAAAAACCGAAAUUAACUUGUACGUUUACGAAACGACUGUAUCUGCCUUCGGAUAUUUAUUAUAACCAAAAUACUCUUCAACCAAGGGUAUCGAAACGUUGAGACGAUAAUUUAUAAUUUGAGACUCAACCCGGAGAUUGGUUCUAAUUUUGAUCUGAUUUAUGAUACGACUUUGACGAUUGUAAGUAAGUAAGUAAGUAAGUAAGUAAGUAAGUAAGUAAGUAAGUAAGUAAGUAAGUAAGUAAGUAAGUAAGUAAGUAAGUAAGUAAGUAAGUAAGUAAGUAAGUAAGUAAGUAAGUAAGUAAGUAAGUAAGUAAAUAUUCUUUAUUGCACCAACAAUUAUACAUUUUACAUACAUGACUGAUGAUUGUCUUGGUGACUGAAUAUUAAAACUGCAAAUUUAUUAAACCUCUUUACGCAUAGUUUUAUUUUAUUUUAUGUUGUCAUUCUCCUCUUCUUCCUCGCGUUGUCCCGGCAUUUUGCCACGGCUCACGGGAGCCUGGGGUACGCUUAGCAACUAAUCCCGAGAACUGGCGUAGGCACUAGUUUUUACGAAAGCGACUGCCAUCUGACCUUCCAACCCAGAGGGUAAACUAGGCCUUAUUGGGAUUAGUCCGGUUUCCUCACGAUGUUUUCCUUCACCGAAAAGCGACUGGUAAAUAUCAAAUGAUAUUUCGUACAUAAGUUCCGAAAAACUUAAUGUUUCGAGCCGGGGUUUGAACCCGCGACCUCUGGAGUCGCACGCUCUUACCGCUAGGCCACCAGUGCUUGCGUGUUUAAGUUGUCAUUAUGUCGUAUUUUUGGACAAUUAUCUUUGUUUACUCCUGCCAUCUAAACUGUUAUUAAUUAUUUUUUGCAAUAAGUCCCUUAAGUCCAAUGGAAAAAAAUGUUAAGUGAAAAAAGGAUAUUUUAUAAAAUAGUUAAAAAUAUAUAUGUUUUCGAUCGUUUUUGCUCUAUUUCUAAGAACCUUUUGAUUCAACCUCGUAAGAUCGCAGCAAAAUAUUUGUUGAAAAUAAUUUUAUUUUCGUAAAAACUACAUAUAAAGGUUCAGUCGUUCCCGACUUAAGAUUUUGAGAUAUAUGCCAUUAUGAUUAAGAUUGUUUUGUUAUAUCUUGUGGUUCAUAACUUUAGUUAUGAUGUAUUUAACUUUCCUUACUUACUUAUAGAUCGUGUCAUUCACGAAGACGCAUGCCUUGACUCAUAACGUCAUAUUAUUAAAGCUUAGAUUUGACAAAUCUGCGCGUCAUCGUGGAUGACACGAACUAUACUGAACAAACAGUAAUUAUUUUUGUGCAUCUUUAAUUGUACGUAUUUACAUACUUACAUGAUUAUUUCAUUUAAUAAUAUUGUUUUAAAUAUCCUUAAACACAUUUUUAUGUUUCCUUGUACCAAACUAACUUGAUUAGUUUUUCGUCAUUUAAAUAUCGUGUUAUAAAAUGAAAGUGGUCAUACCUACAUUAUACUUUAACAAAUCGUAUAGAAAGCCAUAUAUUUGAUCUUAUAUUCGCAAAAAAAAGCAAAGGAUUACAAACAGAACUCUUCAACAACCGUCUGUCCGUGUGCAUUAACAACAGAUAAUGCCAACCGUCGAAAUAUAACUUAUUAAGGUUGAAUCACUAUAGAACAGUACAGGUCUGGACAUUUAAUUCACACUUCAUUUUGUUUUCUAAAGCAUCACGUGAUCACCGAUCACCCGUCAAAGAAAUACCAUUACACGCCUCGGCCCAGAACGCAAAGAGAACCAUGCUUCUCUUUGUGGCCCAGUAAAUUAGGUCGUUUUUGGUAACAUUUGAAGUACACUAGCACCAUAAGAAACAAAAAUAUCAAAAAAGCAAAACAGUCCGACACAGAUAUUAAUAAUAAUAAUCUGUGUUGAAAAAAUCAUUGCUCCAGCUUCAAAAACCACAGAGGAAGCAAUCGAGAUAUCAUCUUAGCUAAGCCUUCAGAGAAUGCUGUCGAAAUAUAGCUUAGUCAAAAGCGUCAGAUCACUCAAAUAGCACUCUCUUAAUCCUAAUUAGCAUCUUCAUUUUAGUAACAAUAUGCAAAUCUCUGGGGACAAGUGCUUGUGGUCUAGAUUAAUUAGCAUAUAUGGGAUUGCAAUAACACGAUACACAACUAGUUCUGCUCAAAAGGUCUUAAGCGCCGGCCAAUUUCUAGGGCGAUACGCCAUAUUGUUACUGACAUUUCACCAAGUUUCCUUCUUGAGAAAGAUCGUAAGAGAUGUUAUGUCGUAGGAAGAUAUGGCAUUCUGUUUUCAUUUAAGUAAGCCGGUCUUUGUGGGCUGUCGGCCAUGAUUUAGGAUUUAGGACAGACGUUGGAGCCAGAUGGUGACAAUAAUAAUGACAGAUACUAAAGCUGUGCUUAAGAAUGAG
This is a messenger RNA of Cydia pomonella (codling moth), 4071 nucleotides long. RefSeq lists its product as uncharacterized. NCBI's taxonomy places the organism in Eukaryota, Metazoa, Arthropoda, Insecta, Lepidoptera, Tortricidae. The record is from RefSeq and is a predicted model, not a curated record. Bases 872 to 1801 code for a protein of 309 amino acids. The transcript is spliced from 6 exons.